GAGAGAGAGAGAUAAAGUGGGUGAGUGUAGAUCAGUUUGAGAGAGGUGCUGUGUAACUGUCCUCUUAUAUUAGAAAGCUGGAACAAUAGAAGGUCAUCAGCUGAUUAGCCAUGCGAUUGGUCAGCAUGCCGCAUAGGGGGCGGAGGGCAGCAGAACCUGAGGAGGAGCCUCGUGCCCCACCACCUCCGCCCCCUCCCUCUCAUCACUCCCAUAACUUCAUAAAUAUAAAAAACAAGUUCUUUAAUGAGCUUGGGCAUCUACCAAUGCCCAUGUGGGCAGUUGGAGCCAUAGUUGUGGUUGUGCUUGCCCUGGUUGGCUGCCUUGCUUUCUGCAUCUAUAAGAAGUGCUUGGGAGGAAAGAAGAAGACAAAGAAAGUAAGAGAGAGAAAGGGAGGACGCAGACGGAUGAAACAGGAGACAGAAGGUGAAGCAGGCGAGGAGCAGCCUAAAGAAGGGGAGGGCGAGGGUGAUAAGGAAGCUGAGCUUCUUGGAAAGUUGGAGUACACACUGGACUACAACUUCACUGAAAAUCAGCUCAUUGUUGGUAUCUUACAAGCCCAAGACCUUCCUGCUAUGGACUUAGGAGGAACAUCUGACCCUUAUGUCAAAGUUUAUAUGCUACCAGACAAGAAGAAAAAGUUUGAGACAAAAGUCCAGCGCAAGAACCUUUGCCCUGUUUUCAACGAGACUUUCAUUUUCAAGAUCCCCUUUAAUGAUCUUGCUGGUCAGACUCUGGUCCUGCAGGUGUUUGACUUUGACCGUUUUGGUAAACAUGACGUAAUUGGAGAGAUCAAAAUCCCAAUGAACAGUGUUGACCUGGGCCAGCCCAUACAUGAAUGGAGAGACCUGGUUGGAGGAGAGAAAGAAGAACAAGAAAAACUGGGUGACAUCUGUAUCUCCCUGCGCUAUGUGCCCACUUCAGGAAAGCUCACUGUCUGUAUCAUGGAAGCCAAGAACCUAAAAAAGAUGGACGUGGGUGGUUUAUCAGAUCCUUUUGUGAAAGUGGUGUUACAACACAAUGGAAAGCGGAUAAAGAAGAAGAAGACAACAGUUAAGCAGAACACACUGAACCCCUAUUUCAACGAGAGCUUUAGCUUUGAAAUCCCCUUUGCUCAGAUACAGAAAGUCCAGGUGCUGAUCACAGUCUAUGACUAUGACAAACUGGGCAGCAAUGAUCCAAUUGGGAAGUGCUGGAUCGGGUUUGGCGCUAGUGGCGUGGGUCUGCGCCAUUGGUCAGACAUGCUGGCCAAUCCCAGACGGCCUGUGGCACAGUGGCACACACUUCAGCCUGAAGAAGAAGUAGAUGCUGCCCUUAAGGCACCUAUACGCUAAAACAUAUAUAUUUGUAUGUUGACCAGUCAAACAACAGAUUUGGAAAUACUCAUUUGCAGAUACCUGUAUUCACACACCUGCCAUCAUAUUUGACCAUGUUGAGAAUGACUGUAUUUUUAUGCUAUUUGCACUUGUCCGAUGUGUACAUAUUAGAAAAACACUAUUUUCAAAUAAACUCUUUACUUUUGGCAACACACCCUUUAAAUCAGUAGUUAAUACACAUCUGUCCCCUUACUUAGGAUAACUCAACUUUCAUUCCUUCUUUACUUUGAAACACAAGCUUAUAAGCUUUUAUUCUGUUUAUUAUGUACAUCAAGUUUGUGUUUCUUAUUUUAAGGUCUAUUAUAUGUGGAUGAUUAUGUGUUUUGUUUAACAGUGUGGAAUGUUUGGAUUUGUGACCAUGUCUGUGAAAUUCAGGUUAAAGUCUCAUAAUCUCUUUAAUGAGAGUUUGAUUUUACUUUAAUUUACUUAGACAAAAUUAAAGAUAUAAUGCUAUUUACAUUUUUGUAAGAUGAUUUUAUGUAGAAACCAGUAAUGACUUUAGCUGAAUGUGUUUUCACAGACAGGGUCACUUUUGUUCAUAACUACAGAACCAUCAUGAUUUGUGUUUUCUUUUUGUAAAUUGAGAUCACUAUAAAUAAACC
Molecule: messenger RNA, 1975 nt
Organism: Paramisgurnus dabryanus
Lineage: Eukaryota; Metazoa; Chordata; Actinopteri; Cypriniformes; Cobitidae
Source: RefSeq, a predicted model, not a curated record